Messenger RNA from Miniopterus natalensis, 3039 nucleotides. It is a transcript of the gene SMIM19, whose product is annotated as small integral membrane protein 19. NCBI's taxonomy places the organism in Eukaryota, Metazoa, Chordata, Mammalia, Chiroptera, Miniopteridae. The record is from RefSeq and is a predicted model, not a curated record.
GGGUGACAGCCCUCUCUAGACUGCGUGACAUUGGGCAAGUUAGACUGUGUAGCCGCCACCACCAUCCCACUUGCUUCUAGGAAAUGGAGUUUUAGUGCCUCCCAGCAGGGUGGUUGUGAGGAUUAAAGGAACAUACUGCCUGCCUCCCGAUGGCGUCUUCCUCCUGAAGGCCUGUUAGCUUGUACCCUUCUGAGUCGGAAACAACCUUUAGUGUGUCAAAGGACUGAGAAAAAGAAAACCACAUUUAUGCAGUGGAUUGUGUCGUAAGGAACUCUUGGAACUGUAUAAAUGAGUCUAAUCUGAAUUUGUAUCAACAUAACAAAGCACUAAGUGAGAGAAAAAUGGUUAACAUUCUAGACACGAUAACAAGCGAUGAUCAGGUUUAGAACCACCUGGACUUGGUAUCGGGAACCCAAAAUCAGGAAACUAAUUUUAAAACAUGGUAUAAUCACUGAUCCCUAGAAAAGUUCUAGUUCUCAACCUAAAAGUUUAUCAAACUAAAACCAAACCCUAGUUGUCACAUUUUGGCAGCUUUAUCUCUGGAUGCCAAUAUUUACCUGGGACUUAGUUCAGCUCAUCCUAGCAUCUCCCUAUGGAAAUUGUUCAAGCAUUACUCUACAGGAAAAAUAACGUGAAAGAAGUUUAGUUAUCUCAAAUGACGAAUUUGAGAAAUCUAUGAAUCAUGAUCCAAGCACAUGGCUAGCUACAUUGUGAUCUUGCUGAAACUUGCAACUUGCCAAGAAGGAACCACUGUAUAAUAGCCCCUGGGCGUUUUGCUGUAGACUCCAAGAAGGCUAUGGUGGUAUCCAGGAACCACUCAGCAGGUGUAUGUGUACUUGGUUAGACUGUGGUGUGCUGGAAGGGAUGGUCAUAGUUCAGGCCACAUGUGAGCCAUGAGUCUGUACUGUGACUUUGGACAAAACCAUUCUCUAUUCUUGGCAGUCUUACAAAGUCAUGCUAUUGGUCAUGAUAGAGAAGUGGACAGGAAAGGUCUACCCUCAGUGCCGAUCUUUCACAACAACACUACUAAAAAUAACUCCAGUGCAUUUCCCUGGAACUGUGGAACAGUAGUGUCAUUGCAUACCAGUGAUGUUGUCUAAUGUAUGUUAUAUAAUUCACGUUAAAGUUUUUCCGUCUGAGUCAGCAGUAAUUUGAAAUCCUCUGUAAUUACAGACUGGCAUAUUUGUAUCAGGAGGAUGAGAAGUUCUGUAGGAAUACACUAUUUAUUGAGUGGCACAUGAACAGAAUUUUGUAGAAAAUCAAAGCCAGAAAUGAACCUGGCUCAGAUCCAUUCAGGUGUUAGAAAACAGCUGCAUGCCUGGGGAUUACGGAGUGAUGGGUGACGAUGGCUCUAUUGAUUACAGUGUUCAUGAAGCCUGGAACGAAGCCACCAACGUUUACUUGGUAGUGAUCCUCGUUAGCUUUGGUCUCUUCAUGUAUGCCAAAAGACAUAAAAGGAAAAUAAUGAGGAUAUUCAGUGUGCCACCUACAGCAGAAACUUUGGCAGAGCCCAACUUUUAUGACACAAUGAGCAAAAUUCGUUUAAGACAGCAACUGGAAAUGUAUUCCAUUUCAAGGAAGUAUGAUUAUCAACAGCCCCAGAACCAAACUGACAGUGUACAGCUCUCGUUGGAAUGAAAUCUCAGAAAAUGAGCAACAUAAGUAAUUGUUAAACAAUAUGGUAGCAAGCUCCAAACAGCAUUUUAAAAAAUCUUCUGUUUCCAUAAAAUCAUUUUAUUUGUGACUUUUUCCCAGUUUUUUUGGUGUGUUUGUUUUGCUUUUUAAAAUGGCAUCUUCAAGUCAUUUGUUACACAAAUAAAAAAUGGCUCAAAAAAGGCCAGAAAUGGUGGUUUUACGUUGAGAAGAAGACCUUUGAUUUCUUCAGGAUGCAAUCAGUCAGGAAUGAAAGCCCAUCUUUGGAAUUGAGAAUCUGGAGCUUAUGCACUUUUAGCUGAGCAUUUUUGCAAAAUUAAAAAAUGAAAAUCCAGUCAUUGACAUUAUUUCCAGAUUGUAUUCUGUGAUAAAUGUAGUAUGGAUAACAGAAUGAUUUGUGUUCUCAUUGCUGUUGUUACCACUCUUUAACUGAAUUAACUAUUCACUUCUUCAGAAUUUGCAUAGUAGCCUGUCUUUUCUACAUCAUGAGGCAUACCCGUCUGCUAGUUAUAGAAGCUUUCUGGAAUUUUUCUCCCUUAAUUGUGUUCCUAGGAGUGAGUUUGCUUUUUUCUUUAAUCCUAGCACUCAUUUCCACCACAGAAGCCUUCUUUAGGCCAUACUGGGGCCAUGUUGCCAAAUAAAUGGGCACCUCUAUAAUUGGUGUUUAGUUAGCAACUUGCUUUUUGGUCAUAUGAUUAUCAAUGUUUAAUGUAACUGUCUGGUUUCUUAUGCUUUUUUAGCAUAAUAUUCCCUGAAGACUCUCAUAUCUUGUACCAUUUUGUACUGUACAUUGAAAUGUUUUUACCUAAUUUUUCAUAUUUAUUUAAGUAAAAGCUGGUUGGAAGUAGUGGCAGGAAAGUUUAACUGUCCAUGUAACUGGCCAAGAAUUAGUUUUUGAAUCAAAGAUAGUCUUAAUUCUAAGAGUUAGAGUUAAUAUUUCAGCAUCAUUUUCUUUUCCCUUUAUAAUUGUAAAGUAAAAGAAUAUAAAUUUUAAAUGAAAAGGUUUAGACCAAAUAAAAUCAUUCAGGGAAAUUGCAUUUUCUUUCAAAAUUUAAUUAUAUCAUUCAAAAAUGUAUGUACUGUAGAAGGUGAAUUGUUGACCAAAUGGAGUAAUUCAUAGAAUGAAAAACUACAUAUAACUAAAACCAGGUAUAACUAAACAGUUAUAAUUACAGGCUGGGGGUAGCAGAGUGGCAAGGAGACAGACUUCUUAAACUUUGCUUUGCUCUGGGAGACACUCUGUAUAUUUCCGUGAGCAGAGAAUGUAAUCGAGCAGGUGCAGUUUAUUUGCUGUCACUGACAUGGGGCACGAUCUAGACAAAUUACAAACCUGGCCGUCUCAGAUGAUUUGUAAAAGUAGUGUACAUAAAUAAAUAUAAAUCACAA